GUCACACCGCAAAAGCAAAAAGUUUCUUUAUUUAUUUGGUAAUUAUUCGUUACGCGGUAAUUAACGCGAUGCAAGUGCAGCAGGAACGUGGUAAUGAGCGUUUUUGCCACUGAGGUGCGCGCGUCGGCCGUCCAGAAAGUGCAGAAAUCGCGCGAAGUGCGCGAAGUCCGUCCAAAAGCAGAAAAGUGCCAAGAAUAGCUGAGAUCGAAUCAGAAUCCAAAUCGCAUCGAACCAGCGAUGGAUGUGGUGUGUGUAAUGGAUACGUCGGUGGGCGACCAUCUGGAUGAUCGCCUCUGUGCUCUGGAGGAGAUCAAGCAGGCGGUGCAGUCGGCGGGCGCUAACUUUCAGCGGGUUCAGUUCGAGCGCCUGGACUUUGGGGAGACGAAUGUGCUGGAGACGUUCUACAACGCCGAUGUGGCUGUCAUCGAUCUGAGCAUCCUCACCCAGCAGCGACCGCUGUCCUAUCACUACGGCGUGAGGGAGAGCUUCGGCAUGAAGGAGAACAUCCUCACCUACAACGAUAUCGAGUCCAAGCAGACGCUCAGUCUCAAGCUCUCGUGUGCCAACUACCUGUUUCUAAGCUACAAGCGGAAUGCAGAGACCAAUUCCUGCCACCUGACCAGUCAGCCCAACAGCAACAAUAACAACAAGGAGCCCGCCGCCGACGGACGAGUGCCCACUUUGCAGUGGCGCCUCAAACGGAAGCUGCAGGAUGUGGAGAUCCAGUCGAAAGCCCACAUGCGUGAGAAAUUUCUGAGUGACAUGCGAACGGCGCGGGACACGUACGCCACCAACGGCGCCAAGCUGCAGAGCAUCUUGCACGAGAUGCGGAAGCGUCUGGACGACCCUCAUGUCCUCUCCGGCGAAGUGGUACACAGCUUCAUGUGCUCGCUGAGGGAUGUGCAGGACUACGAUGCCAUGGUGAGGCUGGUGAAUGACCUGAAGAACAUACCCAACACCCGGAAGUACGUAGAGACGGGCAACAUGAGUUUUUUGUACGCCUUCGCCCUGAACCGAAGAAAUCGGAAGGGAGACCGUGAAAAGGCUCUGGAAUCUUCACUGAAGGCGCUGGAAAAGAAGGAGAACCACUUUCCGGACAUGCUCUGCUUGUGUGGCCGCAUCUACAAGGACAUCUUCGUGGAAUCCGAUUACACAGACGCCACCAGUUUGGCGCACGCCAUUAAGUGGUACCGCCAAAGUUUUGAGGUGCAGCCAAAUGAGUAUGCAGGCAUCAACCUGGCCACCCUGCUGGUUAUCGAGGGCAAGGAGUUUACCAACACGGAGGAGUUGCAGCACAUCGGCAUGACCUUGAACAAUUUAAUUGGCAAAAAGGGCAGCCUAUCCUCGCUGAGUGAGUAUUGGGAUGUGGCCACUUUCUUCGAGAUCUCCGUUUUGGCCAAGGACUACGCCAAGGCGAUUCAAGCUGCCGAGUGCAUGUUCAAGCUAAAGCCACCCAACUGGUAUCUGAAGUCCACCAUCGGAAAUAUCUCUCUUAUUCAUCGGUUUCGAAAGAAGCCCGAGGAGCGCCAGCCGCCCAUCGAGGAGCAGGUGUUCCAGUUCUGGAUGGACUUCUUUCUGGAGGCCACCAACACCGAGGAGGUGAAGAACAGCAUUCGUUUUCCGAUUCUGAUCCUCGAGCCGCAGAAGAUUUAUAUGCCCAGUUAUGUGACCAUUAAUAUGGAUGCGGAUGAAAAGUCCAUUCAGAUUGUGAACAACUGUCUGGCCCACGCAAAGAAUGCGUGUAAGAAAAUCCACGACUUCCUUUUCGUGGCAUCGAAGAUCAAGUCCGUCAGUCUUUACAAGCGCGAUGAUCGUUGUGCCUACUUGUACGUCCAUCACAACUCAGAUGAUUUUCAAAUAUAUUUUCCCUCCACUGAGCGGCGACAAAAGUUCUACGAUUUGAUCCUAGAGAUGACUGCUGAUCAGGUGGUGUUUGUAAAUCUCAGCAAUGAUGACGCUCAAAUCGAGUACGAGUACGACUACGAUGAGCAGAACCGCAAAAUGGUGCUGGGCAAAGGCACUUAUGGCACAGUGUACGCCGCCAGAGAUAAGCAGACGCAAGUUCGAAUCGCCAUCAAGGAGGUGCCGGAAAAAAACUCCCAGGAUGUGCAGCCACUGCACGAGGAGAUUAAGUUACACUCUCAGUUGCGACACCGCAACAUAGUUCGCUACUUGGGAUCGCGCUCGGAGGACGGCUUCUUCAAGAUCUUCAUGGAGCAGGUGCCGGGAGGCUCGCUCUCCGACCUCUUAGAGACCAAAUGGGGUCCGCUCAAGGACAACGAGUCCACCAUGGCUUUCUACUCCAAGCAGAUCCUCGAGGGGCUAAAGUACCUCCACGAGCAGGACAUUGUUCAUCGCGAUAUUAAGGGUGACAACGUGCUGGUUAACACGUAUAGCGGCGUGGUGAAGAUCUCCGAUUUCGGCACCUCUAAGCGGCUGGCCCGCAUCAAUCCGAUGACGGAGACCUUUACGGGCACCUUGCAGUACAUGGCGCCGGAGGUGAUUGACCAGGGCGUGCGCGGCUAUGGCCCGGCGGCUGACAUCUGGUCCUUUGGAUGCACAAACGUUGAGAUGGCCACGGGAAAGCCACCGUUCAUCGAGUUGGGUUGCGCCCAGGCGGCCAUGUUCAAGGUGGGCUACUACAAGAAGCAUCCGAACAUACCCGAGGAGCUGUCCGCCAACGCAAAGAACUUUAUUCUACGUUGCUUCGCCAUAAGCGUGAUGGACCGACCCUCCGCAUCGCAACUUCUGGAAGAUCCCUUUUUACAAGAUAAACCUCGCAAGGUGCGCCCAGCCUUGCCCAUCAAUACUGAGUUUGGACGCAGUGUUUCGGUGCCGGCUGAUCGAUUUGUGCACAAGACCACACCACCGCUGAGCUACAACACAACCUGCAAUACGCCCACAACGCCGGAAUUGGACAUAACUCAUACAUCGUCCGUAGACAUUGAUGAGCUCCCCAGCAAUCAGUUUAUGCUUGAGCGUCGAAAUUCCCAUGGAUUUUUGCUAUCGCCAGAGAUAGAACCCUCCACUCCGUCCUUGCGUACGAGCAUCAGUGAGACGAGCGAGACUGACGGUUUUUACAGGCUAAAAAAGGAUUCGCAGCGGCGAACAACGCUAUCCAAGGUGCUGGCACUAGAUGAAUCCAAAAUCUGCGAUAUUUGGCUGAAAAAGGUCGACGCCGAUCAGCACUCGAUUGCGAUUAGGAAGAGCGAUUUGGAGGUGUUGAUCCGAGGCCUGCGGGACUACAUAAUGAACGAAAACGAAAAGCAUUUGGAGGCGACUAUCAACGAACUGAAACAAAAGCUGAACAACGACGCAGUGGCUUUAGACCAUCUGCACUUAGCGCUGUACUCCUUUCAGGACGCCGUGGUCUGCGUACUGCGGUACCACUGCAUUAAACCUCACUGGAUGUUUGCACUAGAUAAUCUGGUGAAGCGGGCCGUCCAGGCGGCGGUCACGAUUUUCUCUCCUGAACUGGGUGCCAAUCUGGCGGACAAGGACCUGUCGGGAAAUGAUGAUGAGAGCUUGCACACAAGUCUAAUGCAGCAGGCUUCCACCGAGAGCCAGGAAAAGCAGAGCCUGGAAAAAAUGCUACCCACGAGCAGCACUCGCGAAGGUGUGGGACUAACGCCUGCGGAAUCGGGCGGGGAUGCCCUGUCCAGUUCAAUGGAGUGCGCCCGCAUCCUGAGAGACAUCCGUGACAAUCAACAAAAGCUGCAACGCCAGCUCCUUGAGCAGCAGCGCCAGAGCAUGAGGGCCCUGCAUAAUAUCAGCCAGGAACUGGCUCACAUUUACAUGGGCGGCAGAAAGAGAUUAAGACGUACUAUCAACGGCUUUAACAAAAAGUGCCAUAGAAUGAGUCCCAGUGUGGGCGGAACGUCCGGAGUCCGUACAAAUACAGCGAGCAAUCCCCGGAGGCAGCUUAAUAAGCAUCACUUUGGCCUUCACGAAAUAGACGAGCAGUUGGAGCAGUGGUUGACCCAGCAUGAAAUAGACGAAUUCUCAAAGACGCUCAUUCUGAAUGAAGGAUUUACAUUUGACGAUUUUAUCUAUAACAUGGAAAAGCUGGACCUCAUGAGGCUGGGACUGCGUGUUGGCAUCGAAGUGCGCUUGUGGAAACUCAUUAUACAGGAACGCGUCUGCACCUCGUCCGAUUGUGUGGACAGUCCCCCAAGCACUUACCACAAACCCAUUGGAGGCAAUAGCUCUUUUGCGCUAAUUGAUAACAACAAUACGCUACCAUCACCCACAACCACAACUCCCGGAACGCCAGGCAUCAAAACGAAAAUAAAAAAAAGCGAAAGCGAGUACGAUUCUUGCAGCGAGUGACUGGAGUUGGAAGAUUUCUAAGUUGUGCCUUUACAGAUACUACUGAUUAAUUGUUAAUGUUCUCCAUGUGCUACUAACCGCUGCGAGGCUCAGCUCAAUGAGUUUCCAGCAGCUCUGGGUAAAAUUCUCCCAUGCUGACUCAUGUCCUUUGAACUUUGAGUUCGAAAAGACGUUGUCUGUGUGUCCAGUUUUUACAAUUGCAUGUUAACUUAUAAAAAUGGAAUUUAAGUGCCUUUAAUUUAAAAAAAAAAUGAAAUAGAAAAUAUAUUGUGAAGUGCUUUGCAGAAA
Drosophila santomea is the source of this 4617-nucleotide messenger RNA. RefSeq names its product mitogen-activated protein kinase kinase kinase 15 (gene Ask1). NCBI's taxonomy places the organism in Eukaryota, Metazoa, Arthropoda, Insecta, Diptera, Drosophilidae. The record is from RefSeq and is a predicted model, not a curated record. Gene Ontology annotation, biological process: MAPK cascade; protein phosphorylation. Gene Ontology annotation, molecular function: protein kinase activity; ATP binding. Bases 238 to 4329 code for a protein of 1363 amino acids. The transcript is spliced from 10 exons.